Lotus japonicus is the source of this 741-nucleotide messenger RNA. Its product is annotated as signal recognition particle 9 kDa protein. Gene Ontology annotation, biological process: SRP-dependent cotranslational protein targeting to membrane; negative regulation of translational elongation. The coding region runs from base 209 to 520 and encodes 103 amino acids. Gene Ontology annotation, cellular component: signal recognition particle, endoplasmic reticulum targeting. Lineage: Eukaryota; Viridiplantae; Streptophyta; Magnoliopsida; Fabales; Fabaceae. Gene Ontology annotation, molecular function: 7S RNA binding. The transcript is spliced from 4 exons. The record is from RefSeq and is a predicted model, not a curated record.
GAAGCUUGAAACGACAUAGUGAUUAGCGUCUAGUGUACGAAGCAGAAGACACUCAGCUACGGAUCUAAGGUGGGGUCACUCAUUCCACUGAAAUUCAAAGGUGGGUGCCACACCACUGGAUCCUACUCUCCCCUGCGCUUCACGAACGAACGAAACCCUCUCCGUGUGAACGAUCCAUCGAUCGAUCCAGCAAUCGCCGCAAGCUGCAAUGGUUUACAUCACUUCCUGGGACGAGUUCGUGGAUCGAACCGUUCAGUUGUACCGCGCCGAUCCUGAUUCUACGCGGUAUGUCAUGAAGUACAGGCAUUGUGAUGGCAAAUUGGUACUCAAGGUCACCGAUAAUAAGCAGUGUCUGAAGUAUAAGACAGACCAAUCACAAGAAGCUAAGAAGAUGGAAAAACUGAAUAAUAUAUUCUUUACUUUGAUGGCUCGGGGACCAGAAGUGGAUCUAUCUGAAGUCACUGGGAAAGAACAAACGGAUGCACAACCAGCCAAGAGAGGAAGAGGAAGGAAGCAAUAACUGAUGUAUCUAGCUGUUGAAAUAGGCCUCAUGAAUCUUAGGAAAUCUGUUAUGAUUUGAUAGAUUUUUACCCCAUUCCUAAAUCUUGCAACGUUGCCUUUGAUUGCAUUUACAUAAUUUUGCCUACUGAAUUUUACUUUCUCAAAUAUUAAUCUGGGGUACGGUUUUGGCUACAACAAAAUCACUCACAUACCAUUGGCAAAUUGGCAUUCACUUUACCA